Lingula anatina is the source of this 5959-nucleotide messenger RNA. RefSeq lists its product as uncharacterized. The record is from RefSeq and is a predicted model, not a curated record. Gene Ontology annotation, biological process: Notch signaling pathway; protein ubiquitination. Lineage: Eukaryota; Metazoa; Brachiopoda; Lingulata; Lingulida; Lingulidae.
UUUGAAAUUUCCCCCAACCCAACCCGAAAACAAGUGUACAGAGUCAAAAACCAAUACAGUUAGCAUCAGUGCAAACAAUGAGGUAAUGGACGCUGAAGAUGAAUCAAGUGUAAAUAGUGCCGACAAAGAUGGACGUAAUACUAACCAGAGUCCAGUUACUUUUCCAGUCGAUAAGAACACGCCAACAUCUGAAAUUCCUUCCCCAGUUCCUUUCAAAGGAUUAGAAGACUCUGCCAUGGGCUUAUGCAAUAAUGAAACACCUUUAGCAAUUACCGCAGAUAUUUUGAACAAUAAAUCCCCAUCCGCUUGUGACACAGCCGCUCCAUUAUCCGCUGCUAAUAUCCAGACUGAAGAUGAAAACACAGGCACAUCCAGUGAAAAAGUAUCUUUUCUUCCUGCUGAAACAGUUGGAAAUGAUGCAGAUUCUGACAAAAUUCCACCAGUAAGCAUGUACAACACCCAGGAUAAUUAUCCUGAAAAAGUAUCUUUUCUUCCUGCUGAAACAGUUGAAAAUGAUGCAGAUUCUGACAAAAUUCCACCAGUAAGCAUGUACAACACCCAGGAUAAUUAUCCUAAAUCAAGCACUGGUUCGAGUUUUGGCGCUAACGGUCAUUUGAAAUUUCCCCCAACCCAACCCGAAAACAAGUGUACAGAGUCAAAAACCAAUACAGUUAGCAUCAGUGCAAACAAUGAGGUAAUGGACGCUGAAGAUGAAUCAAGUGUAAAUAGUGCCGACAAAGAUGGACGUAAUACUAACCAGAGUCCAGUUACUAUUCCAGUCGAUAAGAACACGCCAAUAUCUGAAAUUCCUUCCCCAGUUCCUUUCAAAGGAUUAGAAGACUCUGCCAUGGGCCUAUGCAAUAAGGAAACACCUUUAGCAAUUACCGCAGAUAUUUUGAACAAUAAAUCCCCAUCCGCUUGUGACACAGCCGCUCCAUUAUCCGCUGCUAAUAUCCAGACUGAAGAUGAAAAGAUUUCACCACCGGGUCCUGAACAGACAGGUUCAGAACGAAAUUCAUGUGACAAUGAGAAAAAAGCAAGAGCAUUUAGCUCUGAAACCGGUGCAUUUUCUAAUACAGGAAUAAGCAUCGACAACACCCCGGAUAAUUAUCCAAAACCAAGCACCAGUUCGAGUUUUGGCACUUACCGUCAUUUAAAACCUCCCCAAACCCAACCCAAAACCCAAUGUAUAUGUACAGAGUCAGAAACCAGUGCAGUUGGCACCAGUGUAAACAAUGAGGUAAUGGCAACCGAAGAUGAAACGAACGGAAAUCGUUCCGACAACAAUGGGUAUGAUAUUGACCAGCCCCCAGUUAAUAAUGUAGUCGACAAUCAUCACACAUCAACAUCUGAAAUUACUUCCAGUAGUCUUUGCCAAGGUUCCAAAGUUCCAGCCACGAGCGUAAACAAUAAUGAAACGCCUUUGGUGAUUGCCACACGUGUCCAGAAAUAUAACCGCUCAACUGCUUCUAACACAGCCACGGCAGUGCAUGUAACCGAUGCUGAUAUUCAGGCUAAAGACGUAAGCGACUCACGACAGGGCACUAGGAAGACAGGGUCAGAACAAAAUUCAGCUGACAGCUUGAAAAAUGACAGAGCAACCAAAUCUGAAGAUAAGAUCUGUGGAAACCAAGUUGGCAACGAAAAAGUAGAACGGAAGUGUCCUCAUGUUAUCAUUAAAAAUGGGCUCAGCCAUUCUACACACGAAACAGCUACCGCAAGUGAGGUCCCAUUUAAUAAAAAGGAAACUGCAGAUGUGCAUGGAUACGAUACGACAACAUCUUCAGAAGUCGCCGAGGCAUUCAUGAACAAAACGGUUUCAUCAUUUUCUGCAAGCAGCAACAAGACCCAUGAUUGUGCAGUUUUGACGGUGUCAGCACACAGUGCACUUGGCACCAGUGAAAUUCACGAGGUAAUGGGAGCUGAAGUGGAAACGAAUGGAAAUCGCGUGCACGACGCUGGGCAUGAUACUGAUCAUCCUAAAGAUACCAAACCAGUUGACAGUUAUCACGUACUAACACCUGAAAGAUAUUUCGAUAUUCCUAGCAAGGAUUCAGAAGGUCCAACCAAAGGAAUAUCCAAUGAUAAAUCGUCUUUAAAGAGUCAUGUAGGUGUCGAACAAAAUAAAACAACAAAUAAUUGUCAUGCAGCUACAGCAGCACCUUCUAUCACUCCAGCAGUACAUGCUCCAGCAGUAACCAGCACCAACAUCCAAGACAGUGAUCGAGACAUGGACAAAGUUCCAGGUUCUAGCGCUACUCAUACAAUAAAAUGUAACGCAAAUAUACGUGAAGACCAGUGGCCACGCGACAGUGCAGCUGGCAUCAAAGGAAAUCACGAGGAAAUUGAAACUGAUAAAACAAAUGAGAAUGAAAAUAGCGGUGAUAAAGAUGGCCAUCGAACUAAACAACCUGCACCUACCCGACACUCAAACUUUGGUUCAAAUAUUUCUCCAAAUCACCCUGUAGACAAAACAACUCGCGCUACAGGAUUUGAUGUUAGUGUAAUGGAGAUAAACGAACACAACAAUGCAAUCACUCCUAGGUAUACUGGAAUAUCAUGUCAAUGUAAAGAAGUUAAAUAUGAAAAAGAAACCAGUGGGAUGGACGAAACUGCAGCCCCACAACCAUUCGGCGAGAAAACUCUGCCAACAGAAGAUGAAUAUAACGAUGUUCGAACUGCGAAGGAAGUCUCUCAAGGAGCGAAUGACGAACAGUCUGCUAAAAUACUCCAAAGUAAGGUACAUUCAGAUGAUCAGCACAGCCGUGCUAAUAUGACCUUGCAAGAGCCUUCCAAUACCUUUUCAAGAGCCCUUCACCACGUCCAAAAUACCAAAAUCCCUAAAGAAGACCUAGAUAUUGACAAAGAUAAACCGAAAGAUAGAGUGGGCAAAAGUGAAGAUAAAGAAAGUGGUAAAGCGGCGAAAAGCCAGAUACCGCCUAACAGUGAUGAUGAGGGAGUAGCUGAGGAUAGAAAAAUAGGAGAAAUCGAACAGUCUUUAAGCAGUUCCCAAGGAUUACCCCUUGAUAACGCUUCAAAUAAAAGGAAUGUAUUUCCUCCCAUCGAGGAUAGCGAAAAAGAUGUCAAAAUAGUGACAAAACGUUUUGGAAUCAUAGGUGAUCCUGAUAAAGGCAACGAUCGAUCUUGCAACGUUUCUUCACCUCUAAUCCACAAAACGGACACCAAUAAAGAAACAAAGACAGAUUGUGUGGAAAAUGCGUCAGGUGAAGAUCCAAGUGAGAUCACGGGAGCUGAGAUGAAUGGCAUGACAGCCAAUGGUGUGCUAGAAAGACCAGCAAGUGAUAAUGUCGGUAAAACACAGGAGACUAAUUUACCGAACACUGGUUUGUUCCUUAAACCGACCCAAGUCAACACACCUGUCUCCCAUGUUGGUUUGCCGUCACGCUAUACUGGCAAUAGCGAUCCCGACCAUGGGUCUCCUAAAAGCUCCUAUGGAGUUAAUACCGCCUCCCCACGUUUAGAGGAUUUUUCUGAGGAUGAGCUACAGCGUCAGAUCAUCUCAGAUACAUGUAUGAAGAUAGAGUACCUUGCUGCAAAAGCCUCUUCCAACCAGAAGGAGGCAACAGAGACAUUCACUGGAUUAAAUUCAGAUAUUUUGCUUUACAUUCAUCAUAUUCACUCCGAAGGAAUCGAAAAUAUUCUUAAAGGCGGAACAAGUGUCGUAUGGCAGGUGCAUGCUACUCAAAGCACAGGAACGAUUAUUUUGACUGCCCGUGAUCAGGCCACCUUAGACGCAGCUGCUGAAGAAUUUAUCCAGAUAUACCAGAAGUGCUUCGAAUAUGUAAACAUAGUCACCAUACCAAUAUCGAAAAAAUGCUGUGAUAAAAUAAUUCAUUUUUGGCAAGCUCCUAUGCAUGCUGUGAAUAAAUUUAUGUCCAAAUACAAAAACACAUACGUUCAUGUUGACUGGAAUGGCAUUAGACUCAUGACCCAAGGAGAUAGGUGCUCUACUAUGGCCAAGGAAUUUGAACUCACUGAGCUCUUAAAUAUCCCGUCGUUGGAUUGGCAACCGAUUAAACGAAACAAGCAUCCAGCAGAUGGGGACAAAAGUGGAGGUAUGCCGAAAAGCCCGUCAACCAGCGGCUCCUUAACUCAGCAACCUAAAUUUAGAACCAAAGAAGGAAUAAUGGUUUCUAUAUACAAAGCGGACAUCACGACUGUUGAGGUAGAUGCAAUAGUCAAUGCAGCUAAUGAAUAUCUGCAACAUGGCAGGGGCGUGGCACGGGCCAUAGCAGAUGCUGCGGGUACACAUUUUGAAUCCGAGUGUCAAGAAACAUUGAAGAGACAUGGUGGCCUAAGGACAAGUGAAGUGCUAGUGACUUCAGCAGGAGGUCCAGAUAGCAGGUUGAAAUGCAAAAAUGUAUUUCACACGGUUGGUCCGCGGCGACAACAAUACAACGAUGACACAAUCUGUUAUAGAAAACUGCGAGAGGCUGUCUUCAACUGCCUGAUGAAGGCCCAUGAUUAUGGAAUGAAGUCCAUUGCAAUACCUGCCAUUAGUUCAGGAAUCUUCGGAGUGUCGAUACAGAUUUGUUCAAAUGCCAUGUUUGAUGCUGUAACGGAUUUUAGUCGGCAAAUCGGACCAAAGACAACGCUACAACAUGUACUUUUUAUUGACUUCAACUCAGACGUACUUGGUCUUUUGAUGAAUGCCUUUGCUCCGGGUAGGAUUGAAAGUGGAGGGACUUUGUCCAAAGCAGAAAUUAACCCCAUGAAUGCUAUGACAAGAAAUGACAAGAAAUCUGAGGAAUCGACAACGCCUGAGAGUGUCCCUUGUGCAAUUUGUUUUGACGAACCAACCAACCCGAUCGCACUAAGCAAAUGCAAUCACGUUUUCUGUAAGGAAUGCAUUGACAACUGUUUUAAACUUCACAAACCUGCUUGCCCGACAUGUGGUACUUUAUACGGAACUUUGACGGGAAAUAUGCCAGAGGGCACAAUGACGGUAUCUAAGGAAUGGGCUCCCCUUCCGGGACAUGGCGGUUUCGGGACGAUUGUCAUCACUUACAGCUUCAGUGGCGGCAUUCAGCAGGACGACCAUCCGAAUCCAGGUCGUCAUUACAGGGGUACGACUCGAGUGGCAUACCUGCCAGAUUCUCCAGAAGGGAGGAAGGUGCUAAAUCUUUUACAAAAAGCGUUUGACAAGCGUCUUACAUUCACCAUAGGGAGGUCGACAACGACUGGUUUAGAGGAUCAGAUUACGUGGAAUGACAUACACCAUAAGACAAAUAAACACGGUGGAUCAACUGGAUUUGGUUAUCCGGACCCAGACUAUUUGCGACGCGUACAAGAAGAAUUGAGAGCAAAAGGCAUUGAAUAGUUGAAAUAAGUCCUUACAUGACCAGUAUCUACGAGAGCCCAACAUACAAUUCCAGACAAAAUUAACGUCUUGGUGCGUUCUCCGAGACCCUUUAUUUCAUUCCAGUACUAAUGGCCAGCAGGACUUUCAGUUGUAGGGCAUCUAUCCAAUAUGGCCGUGUCGUCUCUUUGACUUGAAAUUGAGAAAAGUGAAUACAACACAUUGAAAGGAAAACUUGCAUCCUUGGGGUAGAUUUCAUUGGGUAAAUACCAUAAAAAUGUAUUCACGGCAAGUGGAUUUUUACUUAUAUAUUUAAACGAAGUCAACGUAUUUAGUCGGAACUGAAGUGUAAAUGAUUUGAUAAUUUCUUUUUCUUUUUUGGUGUACAUAAUCCACUGGAUAUAUUUCAAAAUUCCUCAUAGCACAUCAGCUGGAGAAGGAAUCAGUAAGCAACUUGUGUGAUAUAUAGGUAGUUUAAACAUCAAUGCAACAUUUAGCAGCGAUUACUGAUACUGAUAAUUGAUACCAAGAAACAUUUAGUGAAAUGUUUUUGGUGAACAUCAUGGAUAUUGUAAGAAGUUGCAAAAUGGAAAAUCUUCAUUUUUUAUGCAAACAAAGUUUUAAUUGGUAGUGUUAAAU